CAUCUGCUUAGAAAUGACAGUGAAAGACGCUGUACCAAUAAAAGGACCACAAGGCUGAGAUUGCAGUUCAAACAGAGACAAAAGCUAAAUUCUCAACAACUUCUGUGGCUUUUUAAACAUGUUUAAGGAGCCUUAGCUAUUUGAAGAAGCUAUUACAACUCACAAUCUGCUGAAGGAUUCAAGACAUAAACUUCACGCAACUUUUGCAUCACAAGGGCUGCUGAGAUUUCCACAAACGCUGCUAGUAAGGUGCACCAGUUUAGGACAUGGAGUGGUACACACUGGCAAUGAUUCUCUCUCUUGGAUUAUCGUAUUCUGUAAAGGCUGACUGUUCACGUCAGUGCUCCGCCUGUUCUUCUGAGGGGGAACACACAGACACUCAUGUUGACCCACUGGUUUGUGCUUUAGAAUGUGAGGGAUCUUUGCUCUCUCAGUCUGAGUGGGAAAAGUGCAAAGAGUUUCUGAAACUGGCCCCAGAAGACUUGUCAAGUAGUGACAGCAACACUGUGAUUGAUCCAGAAUAUAACGUGGAGAGGCAAGAGCAACAGCCUCUUAGCAAUGAUCAGUUUGUCAGCUUGGUGAAACGUUAUGGGGGAUUCCUGAAGAAAAUUGGUAAGAAUAAACCAUUUACUCGGUCACUGACUGAUGAAGACAGUAAUACUGAUGAAAAUAUGGUUAAAAGAUAUGGUGGAUUCUUCCGAAAGUUUGGGGAACGAGCUGCUCCCGAUAUAACAGAAAAUUCCCAAGAAGUAAAAAGUGCUUCGGAAAAUGAGGAUGUGACCUAUGAUAUGGAAAGCCCUAACAAUUCACCACUGAAAGAAUUCAAGCGUUAUGGAGGUUUUUUACGAAAAUGGAAUCCUAAAAGAAGUGCUGAUCCAGGUGAGGAAGGCAUUCAGGUACAAGAAGAGUUACAAAAACGGUACGGGGGAUUCAUGAGAAGAAUUCGUCCAAAAAUCCGAUGGGACAAUCAGAAAAGAUAUGGUGGUUUUCUAAGGCGUCACUUCAAGAUUACAGUUCGGUCAGAUGAAGACCCAACUCCAUAUCUGGAUGAGUUUUUAGAUCUUUAAGUUAAUUCUGAACAAAGACAUAUUUACCAACUCAAAGACUUCCAAUGUGGACUCACUGUAACGCUUUUAAAUGUUUUCUUGUGUUUUUAAUGUAUAUAUAUAUAUUAUAUAUUCUAUUCCUUUCAGUUAAGUUUUUAAUGUGACUGUUGGCAUGUUUGCACAUUCAUAUAGACACAAACAGACACACACACACACACACACACACACACACACACACACACACACACACACACACACACACACACACACACACAUAUAUAUAUGCACACAGACUCUUCAGUACAUACAGAUAUUCACCGACACACACAUAGACACACAUACUUGUAUGGUCCCUUGUAUAAGAUUUACUGAACAGAAAAUAUGGAAUGUUUGCCAUAUUACUAAAAUGCUUUUUCUUCCUAUCAGUCUCUUCCUGACUUUACCCGUUCAUUGCCCAUUGUGCCCCAUGGGGGCAACAGCAUUUGUGCGCAUGUAUUCCUCCUGGCACAUGCAAAGAGAGAGAGUCUUUAGAAAGGGUCAUCAUCCAGGCAGCCAAGAGGUGCAUUUGCGAUAAUCUCCUGUACUUCCUGGCAACGGAUGAGAAUGGCAACAUUAUCUGCCUUCCAAACAUGCUCACUAUCUUACAUGCCCAGCUACAGCUACAAAGCAUGUUGCUUGCUGAACACAGACAGAUAUACCACUGUCAUGGCGUAAGUGCUGCUGGUGAAAUUUGUUUUGAUUUGCAGCCUCUACCAGGUGUCAGUACUGCAGUGACACUUGGUGUCUCACCCCCUCAAACUGGUGAGAGAGCACACUACACAUUCCACCUGCUCUGCUUGGCAUUUAGCAUGGGGGUGCAAAUACAUGUAUAGAGAUGUGGUUCAAGAGUUAUAAGAAUACUGGAGGCACAUUAGCAUACACAAUGUAUACAGGCAAAGAAAAACAACACUGAAUAUGAAGAUUGCAUUGUUACAGUAGUGUACUGUUCUUUAGAAAGAAGGUUUGCAGAAUAGUCAUGUACUCAAGUGAAUGUAUCCAAGUGGUACAAUAAUAGUAAAUUACUUUAUACAUUUAAUAUUAUAUUCCAGCAUGUGACUGAUGUUUGUUUUACAAUCAGCACUUGGAGCUAGACAUAGUCAUUUUACUGAUGAUUUACUAUGUUGCAUCACUGCAAAUGUAUAAUCAAGAAAAAUGUUUAAAAAUCUUUCAUUAAAUCACAUGGUUGGGAUUCAAGAAGUGAACAUUCAGUUUUUGAGUAAAUCAUUAGAACUUUUUGUCUUCUGACAUUUGUUUCAGUGUUAUGUAUGGGAUAUAAAUACACACACACACACACACACACACACACACACACACACACACACACACACACACACACACACACACACACACACACACACACACAUUUUCAAAUUAUACAUUUGUAUUAAGAAAUCCUGUUUAUGUAACUAAAUGCUAGCUUUUGCAAUCAUUAACUGCCCACAAUGUCAACUUCAAAUGAUUAAAAAAAGCAGUGCUACCUAGUUGCUUGUCUAUCUACAAAUUAACACAUAAACAAAUAAAUAAAAUUAUGUUCAUGUGUCCAUAAA
Messenger RNA from Protopterus annectens (West African lungfish), 2632 nucleotides. RefSeq names its product prodynorphin (gene PDYN). The record is from RefSeq and is a predicted model, not a curated record. Gene Ontology annotation, molecular function: opioid receptor binding. Gene Ontology annotation, cellular component: dendrite; neuronal cell body; axon terminus. The coding region runs from base 267 to 1067 and encodes 266 amino acids. The transcript has 3 exons. NCBI's taxonomy places the organism in Eukaryota, Metazoa, Chordata, Ceratodontiformes, Protopteridae. Gene Ontology annotation, biological process: sensory perception; chemical synaptic transmission; neuropeptide signaling pathway.